AUGGAAGCGGUUUCCAAUGCCUGGGAUUCCGUUGAUUGGGAAACUUUGCAGGCUAAAAUUGAGAUGGAAAUUGGAGCGUUGGGAGAUCGACAAGAUGAUUCAGAGGAGAGACGGAAGAAAUUAGUGGAAGAGAGCAAUUCAUACAGAGAAAGAACUACAAAGGUUAGUUUUUUAAAGCUCAAAUCUGCUUAUUUUCGGGGAAAUGCGAAAAAUGUGAUAUUCUCUUGGUCCAGAAAAUUAAAUUUCUUAUUUCGUCCACAAAAUCGCAAAAUUCGCAUUUUUUUUCUGAAAAUUCUCGGCUUUUCAUGGAUUUUUUCCAUACAAUGCUUCAAUUUUCAAAUUAUCACGCCAUAGAUAAAUUUAUUGUUGUUUUACAGCUCGAAUUCUCAUUUUCAGCGAAUUUCAGUUGACUCAAAAAUUCUAGUUAUAAAUCACAAAAAAAUACGUUUCAAAAUUUCUAUAUAAUUCAUUAUCAAAUAUUUUUUCGAUGCAUGGUAAUCCUUCAGUUCCCUCAAUCUAAAAAUUCAACCGCAGUCACAAUUUUGCACCUGAUCCCUUUUCUCCUUUAAAAUAUCCAAUGAAAUGAAUCAUGUUUCCCUUUUCUUUUUCUCCAUUUUGGAAUUAAUUAUUUUCGUUGAUCGAACCAACGAAUCGCCUAUUUACUAAACAUGGAAAAGGGAAGAAGAGCAGCUGGUUGGAGGAGAAAGAAGACUCGAAGAAAUAACCCCUUUUAUAAAUAAUAACACUAUUUUGUUGUGCGGGUUUAUUGAUUCGAUUUUAUGUCACAUCUGUCACCAAAAUUUGUUGAUUUCCAAUUUUUUGGUUGAUUGGUUUUUUGUGUUGAGCAAAAUUGGAAAUUGGGAAAGGAAAUCAUACUAAAAAUCAAUUUUUAUAUGAAAGGAUUGGAAAAUGAAGAGGGGGGGGUAGGGGGAAUAAUUUUCAAACAAUUUUGUAUAACCAAAAUCCAGGGGUCCUUGAAAAUUUGUUCUGAAUUUUUUUUUGGAUUUUUUUAAAAAGUUUUAUGAAGUACGGGUUUUAAGAAUUUUGCUCCACUGCAUCCAAUUCACGCUUUAUAACGUGGCAAAAUUGAGAAUUUCUCUGCUUCAAAAAUUUGCUUAUGAAAUUAGCAAUCUGUGAGGAAAAUCACUGUUUCAAUAAUGCCAGAUUUUUUUUUGAAAAAUUGAAAUCGAGUUAAGAAGUAAUAGUUUUUUUUAAAAAUAAAUGCGCAAUUUUCAAAACAAUAAUUCUGUUUGAGUUGAACUCUAGACAUAGUUUUCUAUGAGUCAAAAAACCAUAUAAACUUCCAGGAUUCGAGAAAAGUAGCCGUCCCACUUAUCAAAGCAUUCCAAAGUCAAUUCGAUGGUUUAAUUGCUCGAAGUCAAUCAGCCGAAUCUGCUCUAAUCGAUAUUUGCUCACAAAUAACAAAUCUACCAGGUAUUCACACAAUAAUCAAAUUUGUUUUUAUUUUUCUUUUUCUCUUCAAAAAUAUUUUCGAGUCCUUGUCUGAUUAUUUCUCAAUAUCGAUAGAUAUUCAGAAAAAUAUGUACUCGGAGUACAACAUUUCCCUUCUUCUUCUUCGUCUUCUUCUUUUUCCACAUCAAUAACAUUCGUUUUUCCGAAAAAUGUCGACGUCUUCGUCUAUUUUUCGCUUUCAACGAGCAAUCAUUCAUCGAUUUUUCAACGUCUUCUUUUUUUUCCUUUCUUUUUUCUUCUGCUCAUAUAUGGAUUUUCUGCGUCUCGUUUCCCUCAAUGCUAUUUCGUUGAACUAACCAAAUGUGUGUGUAUUUUAUGAGUGACUAGGGACUCUUUUUUAUUUUAUUUAUUGAAACUUAUGAUUGAGAUGAGAUAGGAAAUUGUUUGAAGAUCUGAUGUGAGGAGAGUGAAUAUAAAAAGAGUGAAUAGGAAAUUAUCAAUAAUAUCUUUUUCACGUGGAAUUUGAGAUGAAUUUUUUGAAAAUUUUAAACACGUUAUUUCUCAUUUUUGGAAUUUGGAAUUUCGGGAAAUGCUAUUUCUUACACUUUUUAAAUUACCGGAAGAAGUUUAGGAUUUUCAGGAACACGUAAGUUAUUUCUCAUGUGAUCGAAAAUUUAGAUUCAGAAAGUUGUGUAGUUUUUGAACGAGGUUAUAGGUUUUCGAAAUAUCUUGUAUUCACACCUCUUCCAGCAUCUGAAACUACACUUUGCAUUUUUUUCUCGAAGGCUAAUUUUUCUGAGUGAUUUUAUUUUCCUGAAAUCAUGGUUUCUCGUCAUCAGACAAGUUAGAGUAUAACUCAGCUAUCAGAAAUAAGUUCCAGUUUUUCUUUGAUUAUUGUGAAAUUUAGAAAAUGAUUGUGAAACCUUGGAAUUUUCAACGUUGUUUUGAAGAUUCUGUUUUGAUUUUUUAUCCGAUAAAAAGUGCUGAUAAGAAUUUUGGAGAAUAUGCUGAAGCUUAUUUAUCUCUUAUUCGUAAAAGAUCUAGGUGCUCUCCGUCAUUUCAAAAUGAGAUUUUCUGAAAUUCUUAACCCCAAAUAGAUGGAGAGCAGUCUUGAAGCCAAAAUUCAAUAAUCGUUUUAUUUUUAUUCCUUCCUCCAUUUUCCCUCAUCUCCUUCCUUGCUCCUCACUGAAAUCGAUAUAUCUAUUCAUCUAUCUGUCUUUGAAAAAUGGAACAUGCUUCAUCCCCAGAUGGUCAUUAAUUCAACUCCCAUUUUUGGCCAAAUCGAUUGCGCACGUCCUUCUCUCGUCGCUUGCUUCGAAACUCUUUUCCCUUCUUCUUCUUUUCCUUUUUUCACUCGUCAAUCUAUAUUUCCAAAUCGAGCCAGAUGCUUUCUUUCGAUCAUGGUCCCGCCUCCUUAUAUAUAUUUUUCCAUGCCUUCUUCUUCUCCUCUUAUUUUGGUUUUGUGUCCAUUCGAUUCUGCACCCUGAGUGUCUGGCCGUGUGCCAGCCAGCCAGCCAGCCAUUCAACUAGCCAUCCCUCCUCCCCCUUAUUUUUCUCGUCUUCUUUUCUUCUUCUUCUAGCUCUUCGAUUGCCUUUUGCGGCGAUCGAUCUGAGCAUGUUUGUGUCUUUUAGCCUUGAUACUCUUCCCCUUCAGUGGCACUUGCUGACACCAUUUUCUCUUCAUAAUCUCAAUUUUUCUAGAUCCGAAAAGUUUGCUGAAAGGCGCUGAAGCUUGGAAAAACGACGCUGAUAAAACAAAACGAGCUGUUGAAGAACGAGAAACUCUUAAGAGACAAUUACAAGAGGCACAAAAUCAAUUGGCGGAUUUGAAAAAUAACGAUGCAGAAGUGAGAAAACUUCGAGAUCAAGUUGCACGAAAAGAAGCUGAACAUCAACAUUUGAUUGAAGAAAGUGUUGAAGAAGUUGAAAAACGAUUGAAUAACGAAUAUUCGAUUCGAAUUGAUGAAAUGAAUUUGAAACAAGAAAAAAUGCGAAUGGAGAAUGAGAUUUUGGAGAAGAAAAUCAAUGAUACUGAAGCGAGAAAUCGAGAAUUUCAAAGGAAAUUGGAUGUUGCUAAAAUGGCAAAUGAUCAAAAAGAAUCAUUGGAAAGUGAACAAUUAUCGAUUGCUGUUAAAGAUUUGUCAGAUUCAAAUAAUCGAAUUGUAAGUUUUUCUUGAAUUCGAAAAUUAUUAGGUUGGAAAAAAAUUGAACUUUUUUGGGCAAUUUUCGACACAUGGAAAUUUUCGAACUCUAAAAUUUUUCAAGUUUUGUUUUUCAUGCUCCAAAUUUUUUAAAGAAUUUUUUUGAUAGCUCUUAGGUGAGCUAAAUCCAAUUUCUAAGCUAACCUGAGCAAUGAAAUUAGAAAAAAAGUAUUAUCAGCAAACUGAUUUUCAAUUCCAGAUUUUACUCGAAGAAAAGUUGGCACAAAUGACAUCCGAGUUAGCCAAAAUCAACGAAACCAAAGCCCGUGGAGGAAUUGAGGAUUUUGGUGGAUUGGCUGAGAAAUUGGUGAAAAAAGAGGAAACUAUUGGAAAAUUGAUUGAACAAAUCAAACAUAUUGAAAAUAAGCAUGAAAAAGAAAUUGAAGCAUUGAAAAAAGAAUCGGAGAAAUUUGAUAAGGAAUUGAUUGCAAGUAAGAAAUUGGUGGAUGAUUUGAAAGGACAAUUAGAUGAGAAAAGUGAUUAUGAAGCAAUUAAAAAUGAAUUGAGGUUGGUUGGUUUGUGGAAACAUUUUAUUAGAAAAUUUCAAAUUUUCAGAUUACUCCGUGAAAUUGAAUUUGGUGCACCAUCGAAUUCUUCACCAGAAUCAUUUGGUGAAUCUGCUGAAACUCUUGAUAAACUUUUGGCUGAAAAAAAUCGCCGAUUACAAAAUGAAAAUGCCAGCCUUCGAGUGCUCAACGAAGGAUAUAAAGGUUAGUUUAUUUAUAUUAUUUGUGAAGAUGUUGUGAGUGUGUGAAACAGUGAAAAUAUUAUAUCAAAUUAUUAUUUUUUUGAAUUAAAUUUGUUGUUUUUUGUUUUAUUUUGCAUGAUUUGUUUGUUGUUGUAACUCUGGUUUCGUUUUUAUUUCUUAUUAUUAACAAUUUAUCGAUUUAGAAGAAGAUCAAUCAAAUGUGGUGGAGAAUAAGGAGCUGGUGAGUUGAAGCCUUUUGAAAAUUGAAAACAAUAUUUUCUUCCAGAAGAAAAGUGAGAGUUUUGAAGAUAGUGAAGUUUUGGAGGAUAGUGAAAUGGCAUCGUUGGAUUUGCUCGCAUUUUUGAGGGUUGGUUUUUUUUUUGAAGUUGAAGUCAGAAGUGGAUUGGACCAUUUGGAAAAUUUUUGCUCUGUCGCACACUUCACUUUUCGGUGUGCAGUUCUCUUGGCGCUAAAUUUCAGACUUGCUCAUUCACAAUUAAAUUUAUCAUCAAAAGUUAAAUAUUUUGGUGACCAACAGAUUUUUUUCUCGAAAAUUCAGAAAUUAUAAGUACAAAUCUUAUAUCACCAUUUUCCAAAUAUUCUCAUUUUUCCCCCGUCUUUUCAGCAAAUAAAAAAUGAGGCAGCAAUCACUGCAUCACAACCAAAACAAAUUCGAACAGCAACUCAUACAAUUACAACCACCGCAUUACCGCCAGCCAAAAAACGAUCUUUCGAUUUUUCUGACUCACCUCCGUUUGAAGAAGAUGAUGCGGCUAUGAAAUUGACGACUUCGAUUCUUUCUGUUGCACAGGAUACGAAUCCGGUUGAAGCGAAAACUGUGGAGAAAAUGCAGGUAUUUGAAAAAAUCUGGAACAAUAUUAAUUUAUUUCAAAAAUAUCAUUUUGUAGCAACAAAUUCAAGCGAAUGUUCGAAAAUUGGGAGCCCGUCCAUUGAAUACGAUGGAAAUUGCGAGACAAUGCAAACGACUUAUGGUUGCUUAUAAUAUUGGGCAGAGAUUAUUCGCGAAACAUGUGAUGAAUCAGGUAGUAAAGGUGAACUGCUUUAUACUGCUUUUGUUUUUGGUGUGAUUGUGAUGCAAAUAUUUGAAAGAGAAAAAUACUUUUAUAAUUCAUUGGAAAAAUUUUAUUCAUAAUUUUAAAAAAAAAUUUGGGGAAAUUUUGAAACGUAUUUUUUUGGAUUUUUUGUCAAUUAAAAAAAAGGGGGGGGGGGAAGACAACAAAAUUUAAUUUGCUCAAAAGAUCGGAGCCCUUUGAAUAGUAAAAGCCCCAGGGGACUUUUUUCUCGAAAGGCUAUACGUUCUCCAAAAGUUUAUGGAAUAUUUUAUACGUGGUACCAUUUUUUCUGGGCGUUUUCAAAAAAAAAACUCUGGAGGUUUUACUACUUUUAGGGAGUCUUUAACUUUGCGACAAAACUUUUUUGUAGUCUUACACCCUCCCUUUUAAUUCGAUUGACUCACCACCUUAAAAUUUAAAUUCUGAUUUUUUGAAAACCUAAUCAAAUAUUGCAUGUUCGCAAAGUUUUUGCUUGAUUAUCUGUGUUCUAUGAAUUUGUUCAUUAACCUUCUGAUGUUUACAGUCACAAGGAUCCCUUUCGGAAUUACUCUCAAAGCCGCGCCAUUGGAGUAAAUUAACUGACAAAGGACGAGAAGCAUUCCGAAGAAUAUAUGCAUGGAUCAGUGAUGAUAUUGCGAUUGAUCUCCUUUGUUCACUUAGCCCUCGUCGUGUUUGGCCUUCCGAGCAGAAAAUCGAACAUCCUGAACCGGAAUCACUUUGGGAAUCGAAUAGUGCCAAUUUACCACCGCAAGAAGAGACCAAAGAGAAUCCAUUCAAACCGUCGAGUGCGCGAGAAGAUCAAUAUCGAUUGGCUGGAACAUCGAGUAGUUCGAGAAACAAUUCAGUUUGUAGUUCACAAAUUCCAAUAAGAUCAAGUCGAUGGAGACAUGAUGAUAUUUCCAAAGAAAAAAUUAUGAGCAUUUUCCAAGCUGAGAUGGAUAAAUUGAAAGAGCAAGAAAGUAGUGUUGAAAGAAUUGUUGUACCGAAAAAUGGGCAUACUUCAUCAAUAAGAUCAACUCCUGAAAAAUUAUCGAAAAGUAGUUCGAUUGAAAGAAUUAUGAAAAAUCGAAUGACAUCUGGAAUGCAACCAAUUACACAACAACAAUUUGAUACAUAUUCACAAGUUGAUACUGAACAAUUAGUGAAACAAGUUAAAGAAUUCCUAACACUUCAUACAAUUUCUCAACGACAAUUUGGUGAACAUGUACUUGGAUUAAGUCAAGGAAGUGUUUCGGAUUUAUUGGCAAGACCAAAAACUUGGACACAAUUAACACAAAAAGGAAGAGAACCAUUUAUUCGAAUGCAAUUGUUUUUGGAAGAAGUUAAUGGUGGAGGAGUUGAGAUUCGAGUUAUGGAUGAUGAUUCGGAUUUAGCGAAAACAUUGGCAACUUUGCUGAAAAAUGUGCCAGUUGAUAAUGAUAUUGAAUAUAUUGAUAAUAAAGAUGAAGCUGAUGAAAUGGUAAGUUCAAAUAAUCAAAAAUGAUAAUUUCAAUUUAAUUUUCAGUUACAAACUGGAAGCAGUCUGGAUAGUAUUGUCAAAUAUAUAAAUAAAAGUACAAUUGAAGACGAUUCAAUUGACACAUUCAGAAUUGUUGGAGAAAUCAAACAAAAAUUAGAAGAAUAUGGAAUAUCUCAAAAAAUAUUCGGAGAACAUUUUCUUCAUUGUUCGCCUGGAACUUGUGAUGAUAUGUUGAAUCAUACAAAAACAUUUUUCGAAGUUCCAUUUAUUGAAAAAGAGCUCUUCCGAAAAAUGAAAAGUUUUCUCGCAAAUCCGGAUGAUAUUUUACAAGAAUUGGUGCACAAAGAGGCUACAAGAGAAGAUAUUCUUCUUGACAACCUUUUUGGUUUGCCAAACAAGACAAAUUUGAAACGAAAAGGUUCUGCUGAUAGUCAAGAUGAUGAUGGAGAGCCAAAAAGACAAAUACAGCGAACUGUUAUCACUGAUUUUCAAAAGGAUACAUUGCGAUUUGUUUUUGUGAAUGAGCAACAUCCAAACAUCGAUAUUUGUUCGUUGUUAGCCAAAAAAUUGGAUAUGUCGGUUAGAACUGUUCAAAAUUGGUUCCAUAAUCAUCGAACACGAACACGCGCAAGAGAAAGAGAAGGAAAAGUAUAUUCGGAUGCAAUGCCAGUCGGAAAUGAUACACAAAAAAGUGCAAAUUGGAAAAAGGUGAGGAAAUUCAAAUUUCUAGUGAAUUUCCAAAAGAUUUUCAAUAUUGUUAUAAUUUUCAAGAAAUUCAAUUUGCAAAGUUCGGAAUUUUGAACCAAAGUUUGAAAAAAAAAUCUAGAACCUCAAAAUUUUGCUCUCGAUUUAAAAUAAAUAAAUAAUUAAAAACAAAAAUAUUUUCAGGAACUUGAUUGUCGACUCGCUUCACAUUCAGCUGUUUCCAACACAACUUCAAGCUCAUUCUCAGAUCUUGUUGAAACUCCAGAUGUAACUUCUCUUGUCAAUAAUAUCAAAACCGCGACAACUAACAAAGUUAUGAAUUCAAGUAACAAUAAUAAUGUUAUGGCUCAACAUCAAACAAAUCUCGCUGACAUUUUAUCGUCAUCAAAUCAAAUUAUGGCUAAAAAAUCAACAAGUGGUCAAUUAGACAAACUUGUUGCAAAAAUGCGACAAAUUGCCGAGGAAAAACAAGAGCCAACCACAUCACAUUAAUUAAUUAUUCAAAUUAUUUUUGUAUAUACCUGCAUGUGUUAUUUUUUUCGAAUUUUCUAAGUCAAAGACGAAUAUUCUAUUCACUCUGGUUCACCGGUCAAAUUUAAUUACUUAACCAAUCGAUUUCUGUUUUUUGGAGCUUUUAUUUGAUACUCACUGAUUUAUGUAAUUAUGAUCUCAUAAUUUCUUUUUCUUUUCCUCAUUCACUAAUAAUUACUAACAAUAAAAUUUAUGUUUUGAAAAAAAAACGAUUUUGAGAGAGAGUGAAAGCGCGAGUUAAUUAAAAUAAAAUUUUCCAUUAAUUGAAGAAUUUCAGCAUCAAUUGAAGAGAAUCAACGAGAAACUCUCAAUCUAAAAUAUCGUGCAGAAACUGCUGAAACACUUGUUGCGAAACUGGAAAGCGAUUUGGAAAGUGCGAUUGGUGGAAAUGUUCGAACUGAAGGAAUGUCAACUUUAGAUGUUCUUCGAACUUCUUCAGGAGGACAACAGAGUCAGAAUAAUGAAGAUGGUGGAAUUCAAAGUCCGCCUGUUCCUGAAAUUACAUUGAUUCCAAUUUUGACAUCGCAAAGAAAUCGAUUACAUGAGAAAGUGACACAAUUGGAAGAGGUAUGGAGUUUUUUUUCAGAAGUUGAGGAAAAAUUUUUUCCCAAUUUUGUAAAGAAUUUUUGCUAAUCCAGGAAAUUAAUUUAAUUUUUUCGAAAAAAUUUCUCAAAGAUUGGAAGAUUUCAAAAAUUCCAGAAAAUUUUACUAAUCAAAAUGUUUGAUUUUCGAACGUAAUUUUUUAGAGGAAAAAAUAUGAACCUCAUUUUCCCAACUGAAAAAUAAUAUUUCAGAAACCUAAAAUUCUGAAAGCUUAGAAUUUUUGUUUCAAAAUUUCUAGACAAGGGAUGUUACUUUUAUAAUUAGAUUUUCGUACUCAAAAUUUCAAUGAAAAAUUUUUUCAUUUUCUUUUUUUUAGCUCAAACCUCUAAAAACCCGCCUCUAAUUUUGUGAAAAAUUCGAAGCUUCCAAAUUCCCAAUUUUCCAGAUGUUGGCCAUCGAAAAAACCAAACAAAUCGCCGUCCAAACCGAAAUCGAAAAAGUCCGACAAGAAAAUGCGAAAUUAUUCGAAAAAGUGCGAUUUUUGCAAGGCGGCUCCAAUAAAUCAUCAAAAAUUGUGAUUGAAGACGAUCUUAUGAGUGACACUUAUGAGACACCUUUCAAGUAAGAACUAUUCAGAAUUUUAAAUAAAAAAAGGUUUUUUUCUAAAGGAAAUUUUCAACAAAUGAAAGGAAUAAUCGACUUCAAUUGCAUGAUCGAGCAACUCUCAAUAUUGUGAGUUUUUAAAAAAGAAAUAUUGAUUUAAUGAGAAUAAUUAAUUGAUUAAUUACAGGGUCGAGCAAUUUUGUCAUCUUCAAAAUCAAGACUCACAUUCUUCUUCUAUCUUCUAAUCCUUCAUGCUCUUAUUAUGAUGGUGAGUUAGAUUAUUAACUAAUUAAUUUUUUAACCAAAGAUAUAUUCCAGGUUUUGUAUAAAUAUGCGUAUGAUCAAUCAACAGCUCGAGAUCAACAAACUGAAUGUGAAUAUCAAUUUAAUCAACAUAUGAUUCAAAGUCACAAAGAACAUUGA
Caenorhabditis angaria is the source of this 9639-nucleotide messenger RNA. The record is from the annotation of a GenBank genome assembly. Lineage: Eukaryota; Metazoa; Nematoda; Chromadorea; Rhabditida; Rhabditidae.